Messenger RNA from Thlaspi arvense, 432 nucleotides. NCBI's taxonomy places the organism in Eukaryota, Viridiplantae, Streptophyta, Magnoliopsida, Brassicales, Brassicaceae. The record is from the annotation of a GenBank genome assembly.
AUGAGAAGAAAGGAGAGAGAUUGUUGUUGUUGGGUUAAAGAGAAGAAGCAGAUGGCUUUGGUGUUCAUAACGAUAACAAUGAUGCUUCAGUUCCACAUGAAACGAUGUGUAGGCUGUUUGGAAACUGAACGGAUGGGUUUGUUGCAACUCAAGACGUAUCUCAAGAAUCUCGACGAAGAAGGAACUAGUAUUCUCAACUCAUGGACUCGUAAUGGUGAUUGCUGCAGUUGGGAGAGAGUAAAGUGCAGUGGCGAUAUUGGUGGCCACGUCGUCGAUCUCUCACUGGGUCGACUCAUACCAGUCGCAUUCGAGUCGCAGACCCGGUCUUUAAAUCUGUCUCUGCUCCAUAGUUUUCCUCAACUACAAAGCCUUAACCUUUCGUGGAAUUGGUUCACUGGUUUGUCUGAUCACGUCCAUGGUAUGCCCUUGUAA